AUAUUACGGUGAUCAUCGUUGAUACACUCAAAGUGCUUGUGUAAAUCCUGAAAGUGACAAACAACAACACCGCUGCGGUUCAAGGCACUGCACUACGUGACCACGUCGAGGUGCUAACACAAAAAGCCUUAGGCGUCACGUACUCCGAAGCAGCUGACUUCUAUCUUUUCACUUCACCUUCAAAUAUCUUAUCGUUCAUUUUAUUUAUAGUAAUAAAAAAUUGCAAUACACUUCCUAUAAGCCAGUGCUUCAAUUUAUCGUCUUCACUGACUCCGUAAUUGCGAUCAAACGAACGUAAUGACUAUCUUGUGAUCUAUUAGUGCUUGUAAUAAUGAAAACUAGAAGUGAUAAAGAGAAGUUAUAUAGAAAACACGAUAAAUCUGUGCCGAAAUUAGAAAAAUAUGGAAUUAAACAUGACAAUCGUUGUGUAAAGCCGAAAUCACCGUUGGUGCCGCGGAUGAAACGUUCGGGCUUGGAAGCUGUGAAAAUGCAUCUACAAGCAACUGGUGGUACCGGCCGAACGUCGAGAUCUGCUACUGCGGUCCGCAAGACAAGCAUACGGAUGACUCAAAUAAAGGAGUACCCAUUCGACCUUAGUGAUUUAAAGAACCAUAACAGCGAAACACGACCCCCGAACGACAACCACAGUAUCACACAGAAUCAUCACAACCAUAACACAACUCGUACUACAACGCCGGACGGCAAAAGGAAGGUUUCUAUUAUGGCAGACGAGGGCAGUAAGGAUAGAGAAAAUUUACCUUCAGAGAAUUUAAGGAAUGGCCGGAUAUCGGCUCAGGCGGAAGGGCCAUCGCGCCGGAAAAGUAAUUUACAUAAUGCUAUGGCCGGCGAAAUGGACACAUCAUGGGAUCGACCAGCACACAUCGAAGGCAGAUACAAGAAAUACUCUACAACUUCUUCCAUCUAUUCCAAAAAAGCUUUAUCACAUCAAAGUGAACACAUAGAAAGAUCUUGGUGGUUCGCUUGUUGCCAAAGGUGUCACACGGACGACUCCAGCAUUCCUUCGUGGGAGCCCCCGCACUGGCAGAAAGUUUGCCCGUAUCCACUAUGUCCGUCAUACCGACGGUUCGCUCAAAAUCUAGCCGUACUCUUAAUUGGUAUAAUGACAUGGGUGAUUGUAUGGAUAGUGCUCGGCGAGACGGCGGCGCCGGGCGGACAGCUGUUCAUGUUCGCUGUGCUCACCAUAGCGGCGCACUUCGGCGGCUGGCUUAUGGUGAAAGUCACCACAUUGCCUGCACUCAUAGGAAUGCUAAUAGUGGGAAUCAUCAUGAAAAACAUAGGCUUUGUUGACUUUGAUCCUCAUUAUCAAAAGCUGUCGUCUUACAUAAGAAAAAUAGCCUUAACAAUAAUUUUAACGCGAGCUGGUCUCGACCUCGAUCCAAUGGCGAUGAAGAAAAUCUUCUGGACCGUCAUCAAACUAGCACUUGUGCCGUGGUCAUUCGAGUUCGCCUUGUCUGCUGUUUUAUGUAAUCUACUUCUAGGAAUGCCGUGGGACUGGGCAUUCCUCCUGGGUUCAAUAUUCGCUGCCGUAUCUCCAGCUGUGGUAGUGCCGUGUCUGUUCCGCCUUCGUGAAAAGGGUUACGGUGUGUCAAAGGGAAUCCCUACACUAGUGCUGGCCGUGUCCGGUAUUGACGAUGCUGCUAGUGUUGCUGUGUUUGGGAUCGUAGUAUCCAUCAUGUUCUCAAGCUCGUCGUUAACCAUGAAUAUCAUACAAGGUCCGCUCAGUAUUAUUGGAGGCGUAGCAUUUGGUUACUUCUGUGGAUAUUUAGUUAAAUAUAUUCCAGAACGAAAUGAUGCAUUUUUGGUGCCAAUACGAGUGUUGUUAUUACUAGUGGGUGGCCUUAUGUCUGUGCUUGGGUCAGAAGAAAUUGGCUGGGGUGGCGCCGGACCAUUGGCUGUGAUCGCAUUCGCUUACGUCGCCUGCAAGGAAUGGGUGGGACAAGGAUGGGAUCUGGAAGACAACCCUGUUGCAACUGCGUUUGAAAUCUUCUGGAUGUUCUUUGAGCCAAUGCUUUUUGCGGUUACUGGUGCACAAGUUGUUAUCUCAGAUUUAGAGCCACACUUGGUUUUGGUGGGAUGUGGUAUAAUUGUGGCGUGUAUAGUUCUCCGCGCGGUGCUGACGAGUUGUUCCGCUGUCCGCAGUAACCUCAACAUGAGGGAGAAGAUUUUCGUCGGCUUGGCGUGGAUGGCUAAAGCAACCGUUCAGGCCGCUUUAGCACCGGUAGCGCUGGAUGAAGUCAGCAAGAUGACUGGCGAUCCCGAACACUUAGCUGUACUGAAAAGCUACGCCGAAAUAAUUAUAUCGAUAUGCAUCUUGUCCAUAGUCAUUACUGCGCCCCUAGGAGCAAUCGUUAUUACAAUUACGGGACCAAGGCUACUAUCAAAGACUUCCAAACCGCCUGUAUUAGAAGGAUGGCGUCGUUCGCACAGACCGUCAAUCCGUGACAUCUCAAUCAUCGACGAGGAAGAAAUUGCUGAAAGGGAUGCAGAGGCUGAAGUUCAAAGUUCCACUCAAACCCAAACUCCAAGUUCGCCGCAGAUUUCACCAGAUAAACCCGCUAUACCAUUCGCCAACAGCACACCUACCCCUAUCACUGUUCAACCGAAUCACCGCACAUAAAAUCAUAAUUAUAACUUGGCAAAUUCGUUCAUAACACUCCCGAUGGUCCGCGCAGGCCGGGAGGGGCGGUAGCGAUGCACCACGCGCACGACUUCAUACCCGCGCAGUCCUUUCCCCCGUCGCCCGCAGAUCAUAGGAGAGUCAUCAACGAACUUGCCAAGCUAUAGUUAUUUAUUUCAAAUACAUUUUUUUUAUUUAUUAGGGAGAAAAUACCUUACAAAUGUCUCCAUCACAAUUGUAAUUUAGUUUAGUCAUGUAAAAAUAAAUUAUAUUAACUUAAUGAUUUAGCUCUACAGUAUAAAGUUUCAAUUGUGUGCAAUUUACUUGCAUUGUUCCACAUGAUUAGAUAUUACAUUGCAUUAUUUGAUUUUUUAAACCCGUCCUUAAGUUGAAAUCAAUUUCUAUAUUGAUAUCAUACCUAGAAUAUAGCUACUUAUUAUAAUUAUUUAGUCAUUUGUAAGUAAAAAGUAUUACUAACCAACAUUGAAGUACCGUAGAUCACUAAGCCCCAUAACCCUCUCUCUAAGAAGUGAGAAGGCCUCUAUCCCACUGAGGAGUAGAUAUUAACACUGUUUAUAGAAUUAAUAACAAAUGUUUAGUUAUAAUUUAAUAAGAACCAUCACAAUAGUAAUUACUAUACCAGUUCUUAUUGGAAAAUAAGGAAAGACACAUUUUCGUUAACUUUCUUGUAUAGGUCUUGGUCGUUGCAAAAUUUCUAAUGUUAUAACAAAAUUGUAUUGAAAUUUUUCAAUUUGUCAAUUUUUCAACUUUGUAUCAAAGCGACACGUUUUACAUUUUAAACAUGUUAUUAAUAUAAUAAAGGGGUCCAAUGUAUAUAAUUAGAUGGAAUACAUAUCAAAAGUACUAACUAGGAUUUUUUCUAGUAUAGACAACUAUAUAAAAUCAUUGUUUUGUAUGGAUAGGCCUUUAUAACAUAAAAAAACCGAGCCAUAAAAGCAAUACGAAUUCAGGAAAGAUGAAUGCGCGCUUGAUUGGUUAUUUAUAAACGUUAAUUAUUAUCUUCGUAGAGAAACAAAGUAUUAUGUAUUUUUGUUAUUAUUGUACGAAAUUUAAAAAUUUACACGUAAUAGGCCUAUCUGUGUAGCAAAGAAAAGCCUCGCUUUUAAAUUUUAAAUAUUGUCUAUGUUUAAGUUUAAUUGAAAAAGUAAUAGGGUUUUGAUAUUAGAUAAUAAUUAAUUAAUUAAUCAUGUAUACUUAAUUAAUGAUAUUUAAGCGUUGAUAUUAAUCGAAAUCAGUAUUGUGAUAUUUAUUAUGCUAUUUAAACUUAGUGAGUACUUACAUUAGUCUGUAGUUAUAAGGGUACAUACCACAAGCAGGUGUAUUUAGGUAUUAUAAAGAAGCCCAUUAUGAUAAAAUUAAAAUUAUUCGAAAAAAUAAGUAAAAUAAUUAUUUUUUUACAGUACAAUGUAUAAAAGUUACAUGAUUGCCAUUUUAAAAUAUAAGGAGUCUACAGAUUUCCUUAUUAGGUAUUAGAUAAAAUAUAUACAUAUAUUAUUAUAUUACGUACGAGUU
Molecule: messenger RNA, 4171 nt
Organism: Bicyclus anynana (squinting bush brown)
Lineage: Eukaryota; Metazoa; Arthropoda; Insecta; Lepidoptera; Nymphalidae
Product: sodium/hydrogen exchanger 9B2
Exons: 13
Coding region: 332-2638 (768 amino acids)
Biological process (GO): proton transmembrane transport
Cellular component (GO): membrane
Molecular function (GO): antiporter activity
Source: RefSeq, a predicted model, not a curated record